Colias croceus (clouded yellow) is the source of this 2949-nucleotide messenger RNA. RefSeq names its product optineurin (gene key). Gene Ontology annotation, biological process: regulation of canonical NF-kappaB signal transduction. The transcript has 15 exons. Gene Ontology annotation, cellular component: nucleus; cytoplasm. The coding region runs from base 251 to 2305 and encodes 684 amino acids. The record is from RefSeq and is a predicted model, not a curated record. NCBI's taxonomy places the organism in Eukaryota, Metazoa, Arthropoda, Insecta, Lepidoptera, Pieridae. Gene Ontology annotation, molecular function: K63-linked polyubiquitin modification-dependent protein binding.
UGACAAAUUUAUAUUUUGCAAACUGCCCACAAGUGAAAAAUAAACCUCUUACACCACAUUAUUUAAUUGUUAAUACUACAGUUUUGCCAUUCCCUGAUAAACAUAUUUAUCGUCGUUCUUUGCGUGCACUUCGAUACCUACGUAAAAUUCGAUUGAUCAAAUUACGACAUUAUACUUUCCAAUAGCCUGUCUUAUGUUGUAAAAGAAAAGUAAAUCUACGUUUAUAAUAUAAAUUUGAUGUAUUAUUAAAAUGUCAAUAAAACCAGAAAAUGACGAUGAUUCGUUUAUAAUAAUCCUUGGAUCGUCUCCCGGUGCGAGUAUGGAUGUGAAAUGCAAUGGAGGGGAUGCAGGCUUAAAUAAAUCAAACUUGGAAGAUGCUAUGAAAGAUUUACCUGACCAAGCAAAUAUGGCUUUCAAGGCACAAUUUCAUUUGGGAGAUAGUCCAUCCCCAGCCAGCAUGAUGGUUGCCAGCACAAUCAUAACCGACGACAGAAGUACAGAGGAAUUACAGAAACGAUUUGGCGAGCUUCUCGAUGAGAAUGUAGUACUCAAAGAGACGUUGAAACAAAACAACGAUUCAAUGAAGGAACAGUUUUCGUUGAUAGCCUCAUGCCAAGAGGAUAUGGUGAAAACUCAUAAACUGCAUAAGGAGAAGUUUGAUGAAACGAGGGAGCUUGUGGAAAAGCUACGUCAAGAAAACAAAAAGCUCAAAGACGAUAUAGUGCGUCUAUCUCAAACAGAUAUACUUACAAACGGUGACGUGAAGUCUGGCGCGUCGUCCACAGUGGAGUUUGUGACGUCACCAGAUGAUGAUACUAUCAACAAGUUGACAGCACAAUUGGAAUUAGUUGAAAAACAACGGAGACAGGUUAUAGUAGAGAAUGAGAAACUAACAUGGCAGAAAGAAUCAUUAGAACAUAUAGUGGACGCGACGUCUAAAGAAAGGGAUGAUGUUAAAGAGAAAUUGAAGAACAUUGAGUUGGAGUUCUCACAUUACAAAUGCGGCAUGAACGAUAUGGUCAAGAAUUAUAAGGAGCAAGUAAAAGAAUUGAACACAAAACUACGAGAGGCUUCGAAAAAUGAUACUUCGAGUUCUGAAAUAACUAAAAGAGAUGAAGUUAUUAAACAGCUAAAUGGGAAAAUAACGGCUCUUCAAACUGAAUACAAGGCGGCACAAAUGAAAAUAUUAGACUUGGAGAAUAUUAAGUUGGAGUUUGCACAAUACAAAUGUGGUAUUAACGAUAUGGUGAAAACGUAUAAGGAACAAAUACAAGAAUUAAACCUAAGGAUUAAGGAUGUACAGAAAAUUGUAUUCCAACCCGUCUAUACAACAAGCGAUGGUGCUGAGAAAUCUUCGCAAUAUGCUGGCUACUUGACAAACGUGCAAACGUAUAAUCGUACACUUAAGCACUUAGCUGAACACUUAAAUAACUUGACCAGUGGACUAUCCGAUGGUCUUGUAAAAACACUGGGCGCUAUAAUAACUGCGCAAGAGUUCAAACUGGAAAGGGCUUCGUUGGAGAAACUGCGCAGUAGCCUCGUCGAAGUUAAACAACAUAUUGAGAAACAACAUAGCACUGUUGUUGGUAAUAUUGGCGAAGUGAAAGGCACAAUGUCUAUAUUUGAAGCGAUAUUCAAAGAUUACAAUGAAUUAUUGAAGAAGACGGUCACGAAACAAGAUAGUCCUCCGCCCAGCGCAAGUGUAGAACAAUUAACAGCGGCGUUAGUUGCUCGCGGUGAGGAGGUGCAAGCGUUGGAGAACGAGAUAGCCAUGUUGAUCGGGAACAAGGAGGACUGCGACUUGCUGAAGGCGCAGGUCGAGUUGUACAGAAGCGACUUCGAAGCGGAAAGACAAUCCCGCGAAAUGAUGGCCAGCGAAAAAGAGGUGUUAGCCACCGAUCUCAGGGUUUUACAGAAGAAACAUGAAGAAUUAACCAAACACUUAGAAGAAGUGCGUAAAGUAAGUCCAUCCAUAUACAGUAAUACUAAAGCCAAAGCGCAGAACGGAACACAGAGUACGGCAAAACGAAUUACUUUCAAUGAACAAAGAAAUGCUACAAAUGCUACUUCUGUGAAUACUGCUGGAACUACUGCUGGAGCUACUGCUAGAGCUACUACUGGAGCAACUGCUGCUUCUGGAACUACUGAGAAGAAAACAGUGAAAAAGAAGAAACCGUUGGAGCAGCAAAAGAACGGCAUACACGAGACUACGCCACCGCCGUUACGAUACGACUGUCCAGUGUGCGACAAGCCUUUCAAAACUUUGAUAUUGUUACAGCAACAUGUUGAUAGUUGUCUAUUAUAACCUCAAAUGAAAUAAUUAAAAUAGUUAAAAUAAAUAUUAAAAUACAACUGAAGUGUAAGUAGUAAAUUCAAUUGCAUUUAUUUGCGAAAGGAUAGAAUUCGUCAUAACAUAUUGGAUGCAUUUAACAAAAAGAACUAAGUAUUUGUCGCAAUGUUAAAAAUUAAUUUCUAGUCAUCGAUUUUGAUGUCAUUUUUUUACGAUAUGUCUUCAGCAACUCCGCCAUUUUGAAAAAAAUACGCAUAAUUUUAGAAAAAAAAAUUACAGUUAAAAAUGGCCCAUUUUUGAUGGCCAUGUUUUCAAAAGUGUAAAUAUGAUAGUUGCCUUUUAUAGCACCCGUCUAUGGCAUUAGUUAGGUGUCGUGAUUUUGUCAAAGUGCUUUUUAAUUUAUGGCAUUUUUUUUGGAAAAGGUGAAAAAUUUAAUACAUAUCUUCCAAAGAACAAUACUUAUUAUAUUUUUUUUUUCUAAAUACAAUUUUUUUAACAGCAUAGCGAUGUAACAGCUAUGUUUUUAAGUUCAAUGAUAAGAGAAAAAAGCAGUUUUGUUUUAAAAAGAAUAUAGGUUUGGACUCUUAAGAUUUAGUUAAUUUUUUGUGUGUUUUAGAAUAACUUAGAUAAAAUUGCAAUUGUAUUCGAAAUACAUAUUG